Messenger RNA from Syngnathus acus (greater pipefish), 715 nucleotides. It is a transcript of the gene c23h11orf98, whose product is annotated as chromosome 23 C11orf98 homolog. The record is from RefSeq and is a predicted model, not a curated record. NCBI's taxonomy places the organism in Eukaryota, Metazoa, Chordata, Actinopteri, Syngnathiformes, Syngnathidae. The transcript is spliced from 4 exons. The coding region runs from base 74 to 433 and encodes 119 amino acids.
CUCCCUCCUUCCUCCGAUUGCCGCGUCGAACAAGACAAAGCGGAAGCAGACGCGGAAGCAGGUGGCAGACAGCAUGUCUCCACCCGGAGGCAAGAUCAACAGACCCAAAACGGACUUGGGCAAGAAGCUGUUCAAGCGCCGUCGCGUCCUGGGGCGGCAGAAGAAGAAGCGCAGUCGGAUCGUGGGCGCCGUGCUGGACCGAGGCCUCAUCACCGUCCAUCACCUCCGGAAGAGGAAAACAAGCCCCAGGGCCAACAUCACCUUGUCGGGGAAGAAGAAGCAAAAGCUCAUCAAGCAGCUGCAGCACCUCCAGAAGGACAAGGCGCAAAUGGAAGUUGAAGCUGCAGCUCAUCCACCAAAGAAGAAGGCACGCAAGAAGAAAAGGAGCAGCCCAGCCAGCGAGGACGUCAGCAUGGACCAUGAUGGUCAAUAACCCAAAUGACUCUCUUGCCGUGGGAAUGGCGCUCAGGCACCACAAGUCAGCCAUUCCUUUGGCCGGCAGCGCGCAAAAACAUGUGGACCUUUUCUUUCCUGAAAAUGCGCACGCAACCAGUGUCCGCCGUUGUACUGUGUGCGUGCCUUUUGGUGGAUUCAGUCCAUUUGACGUGAGUGUUCCUCGCAUUCAUUUCGUGCUCAUUGUUUGACUUGAGACUGGAGUGGAAGCGUGUGGCUUGGCAAAGGUGCAAUUUCUAAUAAAACAAGCACGACAAACAGA